AUAAUUAACCAAAAUUUAAUAAUAUAAAUCAUAGAAUUAAAUAUGAUAAUUUAAUUUAAUUAAUAUAAUUGUACGUAAAUAUUAAUAAAAAUUUUCAAGUACAAAGUACAUUAACUAAACAAAUGUGCGGUCGAAAAGUGGUUGUGACAGGACUAGGAAUUGUUUCUCCUUUAGGAACAGGUGUAAAACAUGCUUGGAAGGCUUUAAUAAAUGGAAAAAGCGCUGUAAAAAAACUAAAUACAUCAGAAUAUAAAAAUUUACCAUGUAGAGUAGCUGCCCUUGUACCAAAAGGCAAUGGACCUGGAGAAAUAAAUCUUAAUACUAUAUUUUCAAAAAGUGAACUUAGAUCUAUGUGUGUAGCAACUGCAUAUGCUUUAGUUGCUGCUGAAGAAGCUUUAAGUGAUGCUGAAUGGAAGCCUAUCAAUGAAGAAGAUAAAAGAAAUACUGGAGUUGCUGUGGGAAUUGGAAUGAUCGAUUUAAUUGAUGUUUGUUCCACGUACGAAACUCUAAAUAAAAGUUAUAGUAAAGUCAGUCCUUAUUUUAUUCCAAGGAUUUUAACAAAUAUGGCAGCUGGUCAGAUAAGUAUUAAAUAUGGAUUUAGAGGACCUAAUCAUGCUGUUUCUACUGCCUGUGCUACUGGAGUUCAUGCUAUAGGUGAUGCUUUUCGUUUCAUCAAAGGUGGAGUAGCUAAUGUGAUGGUUUGUGGUGGUGCAGAAGCUUGUAUCAGCCCAUUAGCCAUUGCUGCUUUUUGUAGAUUAAGAGCUUUAAAUACUAUGAAAAAUGAUACUCCUGAAGAAGCUUCUAGACCUUUUGACAAAGAUCGAAAUGGUUUCGUAAUGGGUGAAGGUUCUGCUAUUUUAGUUCUUGAAGAACUUCAACAUGCAUUAAAUAGAAAUGCUAAUAUUUAUGCAGAAAUUUUAGGAUAUGGGCUAUCUGGUGACGCUACUCAUUUAACUUCUCCUAGUGAUGAUGGAGUGGGAGCUAUUUUAGCAAUGGACCGGGCUAUCAAAGAUGCUGCAAUUGAUCUUCGUGAUAUAUCUUAUAUCAAUGCUCAUGCUACCUCCACUUUACUUGGAGAUGCAAUAGAACUUAAGGCUAUAGAAACUCUUUUUGGAGUUCAUAGUGAAAAUGUUGUAGUUUCAAGCACUAAAGGAGCUCACGGCCAUCUUCUCGGAUCAGCCGGAAAUCUUGAAACUGUCUUUACUAUUCUUGCAAUUAAUAAUUCAUUAAUACCUCCUACAAUUAAUCUCAAUAAUCUUGAUUAUCUAGGUAAACUUCAAAUAAUUGCUAAUAAAGCUAAAAAAUGGUCUGUGUCUUCUAAAAAAGUUGCUUUGAAAAAUGCCUUUGGUUUUGGUGGAACAAAUGCUUCAUUAUGUUUAGCAGAGUUCGUAACAUAAUUGAUACAAAUAUUUUUUAUAACUUAUUGUAUUAUUUUUAAUGAAUAAAAAGCCAUUAUUAAUGU
This is a messenger RNA of Chelonus insularis, 1462 nucleotides long. RefSeq names its product 3-oxoacyl-[acyl-carrier-protein] synthase, mitochondrial. The record is from RefSeq and is a predicted model, not a curated record. Bases 123 to 1397 code for a protein of 424 amino acids. The transcript has 3 exons. Gene Ontology annotation, biological process: fatty acid biosynthetic process. Gene Ontology annotation, molecular function: 3-oxoacyl-[acyl-carrier-protein] synthase activity. Gene Ontology annotation, cellular component: mitochondrion. Lineage: Eukaryota; Metazoa; Arthropoda; Insecta; Hymenoptera; Braconidae.